Molecule: messenger RNA, 267 nt
Organism: Caenorhabditis briggsae
Lineage: Eukaryota; Metazoa; Nematoda; Chromadorea; Rhabditida; Rhabditidae
Exons: 1
Coding region: 1-267 (88 amino acids)
Source: RefSeq, a predicted model, not a curated record
AUGUAUAUAAUUUUUGUUAAUUUUCUUGGAUGUCUGGAAUUGGAUUGCACAGAGUUGAAAAUUUUUCUUCGAUUUUUUGUUAUUAAAUGUUUGGCUUUUUCCGGGAAGAGCGAUCCCAAAGCAGGACCGCCGGUCCCAUCAUUAACUUUUUUUAAUAAGGCUUUUUUUUCAAAAAUCACGAAACGUGUCCAAAUUUCAGACCGGGAUCUCUACACUGUCACAAGUUAUGGACAGGAUUCUGAUACCACAUUUUUAUUUAGGUCAUAA